Molecule: messenger RNA, 3853 nt
Organism: Equus quagga
Lineage: Eukaryota; Metazoa; Chordata; Mammalia; Perissodactyla; Equidae
Gene: LIG3
Product: DNA ligase 3
Exons: 20
Coding region: 134-3067 (977 amino acids)
Biological process (GO): DNA recombination; DNA biosynthetic process; mitochondrial DNA repair
Cellular component (GO): DNA ligase III-XRCC1 complex
Molecular function (GO): zinc ion binding; DNA ligase (ATP) activity; ATP binding
Source: RefSeq, a predicted model, not a curated record
GCGCCUGCGCGCUGCGGCCAGCUCAAGGACCCGGAUUUAAAGAGACAGGCGCUACAACCGUCGUGGCGGCGCGCGGCCUGGGGGCGCCUGGUCGGAGGCCCGUGGUCCGCGCCGGAGCCCGGAAGGCAGCUGUAUGACUCUGGCUUUCAAGAUCCUCUUCCCACCAGUCUUCCGUGCCCUCAGCCGAAGAGAACCGUGCCUGUUCCGAGAACAUCACUGGCCUGACACAAGACAGUUAAGCCAGUGGUCAGAAACAGACCUGCUUCAUGGGCGCUGCCUCCUCCACAGAAGAAAGCCAUUUCUGUCAUUCCAGGAAGGCAGUCUAAGACCGUGUGCCACCUGCUUUGUUUCCUUGCCAGGGUCGCAUGUGGGACUCUGCAGUGGUCCCUGUGAGAUGGCCGAGCAGCGGUUCUGUGUGGACUAUGCCAAGCGUGGCACAGCUGGCUGCAAAAAAUGCAAGGAAAAGAUUGUGAAGGGGGUGUGCCGCAUCGGCAAAGUAGUGCCCAAUCCCUUCUCGGAGUCUGGGGGUGAUAUGAAAGAGUGGUACCACAUCAAAUGCAUGUUUGAGAAACUGGAGCGGGCCCGGGCCACCACAAAAAAAAUCGAGGACAUCACGGAGCUGGAAGGCUGGGAAGAGCUGGAAGAUAAUGAGAAGGAACAGAUAAGCCAGCACAUUGCAGAUCUGUCUUCUAAGGCAGCAAGCACACCAAAGAAGAAAGCUGUUGUCCAGGCUAAGCUGACGGCCACUGGCCAGGUGACAUCUCCAGUGAAAGGUGCCUCGUUUGUCACCAAUACGAAUCCCCGGAAAUUUUCUGGCUUUUCAGCCAAGCCCAACAACUCUGGGGAAGCCCACUCAAGACCUACCCCUAAGAGAAGUCUGUCCUCAAGCAAGUGUGACCCCAAGCAUAAGGACUGUCUGCUGCGUGAGUUUCGGAAGUUGUGUGCCAUGGUGGCUGAAAAUCCCAGCUACAACACAAAGACCCAGAUCAUCCAGGACUUCCUUCGGAAAGGCUCGGCAGGAGAUGGUUUCCAUGGUGACGUGUACCUAACAGUGAAGCUGCUGCUGCCGGGUGUUAUUAAAAGUGUUUACAACUUGAAUGAUAAGCAGAUUGUGAAGCUUUUCAGCCGCAUUUUUAACUGCAACCCAGAUGACAUGGCACGAGACCUAGAGCAGGGUGACGUGUCAGAGACAAUCAGAGUCUUCUUUGAGCAGAGCGAGUCUUUCCCCCCAGCUGCCAAGAGCCUCCUUACUAUCCAGGAGGUGGACGAAUUCCUCCUGCAGCUCUCCAAGCUCACCAAGGAGGAUGAGCAGCAACAGGCCCUGCAGGACAUCGCCUCCAGGUGUACAGCCAAUGACCUUAAGUGCAUCAUCAGGUUGAUCAAACAUGAUCUGAAGAUGAACUCAGGUGCAAAACACGUGUUAGAUGCCCUUGACCCCAAUGCCUAUGAAGCCUUCAAAGCCUCACGCAACCUGCAAGACGUGGUGGAGCGGGUCCUCCGCAACGAGCAGGAGGUGGAGAAGGAGCCCGGCCAGAGACGGGCUCUGAGUGUCCAGGCCUCGCUCAUGACCCCAGUGCAGCCCAUGCUGGCGGAGGCCUGCAAGUCCAUCGAGUAUGCGAUGAAGAAGUGUCCUAAUGGCAUGUUCUCUGAGAUCAAGUACGAUGGGGAGCGAGUCCAGGUGCAUAAGAACGGGGACCACUUCAGCUACUUCAGCCGCAGUCUCAAGCCUGUCCUGCCUCACAAGGUGGCCCACUUUAAGGACUACAUCCCCCAGGCGUUCCCUGGAGGCCACAGCAUGAUCUUGGACUCUGAGGUGCUCCUGAUUGACAACAAGACAGGCAAACCACUGCCCUUUGGGACUCUGGGAGUGCACAAGAAAGCUGCCUUCCAGGAUGCUAAUGUCUGCCUGUUUGUUUUUGAUUGUAUUUACUUCAAUGAGGUCAGCUUGAUGGACAGGCCUCUGUGUGAGCGGCGGAAGUUUCUUCAUGAUAACAUGGUUGAAAUUCCCAACCGGAUCAUGUUCUCAGAAAUGAAGAGAGUCACGAAAGCUGCAGACUUGGCCGACAUGAUAAACCGGGUGAUCCGAGAGGGGUUGGAAGGGCUGGUGCUGAAGGACGUGAAGGGUACAUAUGAGCCUGGAAAGCGGCAUUGGCUGAAAGUGAAGAAAGACUAUUUGAACGAGGGGGCCAUGGCUGACACAGCUGACCUGGUGGUCCUUGGGGCCUUCUAUGGGCAAGGGAGCAAAGGUGGCAUGAUGUCCAUCUUCCUCAUGGGCUGCUACGACCCAAGCAGCCAGAAGUGGUGCACAGUCACCAAGUGUUCAGGAGGCCAUGAUGAUGCAACGCUUGCCCGCCUGCAGAAGGAACUGGACAUGGUGAAGAUCAGCAAGGAUCCCAGCAAGAUACCCAGCUGGCUGAAAAUCAAUAAGAUCUACUAUCCUGACUUCAUUGUCCCAGACCCAAAGAAAGCUGCCGUGUGGGAGAUCACAGGGGCCGAGUUCUCCAAAUCUGAGGCUCACACCGCCGAUGGGAUCUCCAUCCGAUUCCCUCGCUGCACCCGAAUCCGUGAAGAUAAGGACUGGAAAUCUGCCACUAACCUCCCCCAGCUCAAGGAACUGUACCAGCUGUCCAAGGAGAAGGCGGACUUCACUGUAGUGGCCGGAGAUGAGGGGAGCUCCACCACAGGGGGCAGCAACGGAGAGAAUGAGGGCACCUCGGGGCCUGCUGUGUCGUGCAAGGCCCCCAGAGCCUCCCCCAAGCAGCCCUCCACUAGUGCCAAGAAGGCGGGAGGGAAGCUGAGUAGCCCCAACAGCAAAGGCGGCAGCAAGCCCACUGCAAAGCCAUCCCCUGUGAAAGGGGGACAGAAGCUGGUCACAGAGUCUUCUCCCAUGAAAACGGGGGAGAAGCGGAAGGCUCCUGAUGAGACCCCAUGCCAAACAAAGCUGCUCCUCCGUCACGGGCAGGGCCAGCAGUGCCACUGCUCCACCCGGUGCCUUCUUGUUGCCUUGCAGAGGCCGCCAGCCAGCGAGCAGAGAGGAAGGAGAGCUGUGCCAGCAGGCAGGCAAUAGAACAGCCCAGCCUAGCCAAGAGAGGCUGCAGGGACCCACCCAGCUGUUGGUCCCAAGUCACAAAUUACAUUAAAGGGGAGAAAGCCCAGUCUGGGUGUGGGAGUGCAGCAGUGUGAGUUUGUGCACCGGGAGAGAGCAGGGCCAGCCAGGCAGGAUGGGGAGAGGGCACUGGCUUGGUGACUGUCCUCCCACCUAAGGACCCUUUUCCCUUUUGUACUCCUUUGUCAGUCUUUGGUUUGACAACAGCUAGCAAGCACCUCCUGAGGCCAGUACCUAGGCUCCGCCCUGGGAGGAGCUGAUGACCCAAAGGGCAGAUAGACAAACAUUCGAUCACCGUACAGUGUGACUGCACCACCCCACACCCCACCCCCCGCCAAGAGUAAGCACAGAAGUCUCGCAGUGCAGGCCCUGAACCCAGUCCCCAGCAGAACUGUGGCACCUCACCCAUCUUCCCUCUAAAGCCCUUGAAUCCCUCCACAGUACUGAGCGGGGCUCUCAGCUCCCCCAGGCCAGCUAGUUGUGCACGGGAGACCGCUUGAUCCAGCAACAUCACUGAAUCUGAGAGCCACUGGCCCUGCCCAGCAGCCACUGGAUGGUUCUUAGAGACACGUACUUUUCCCUUCUCCAGGUCCCCAGUGUUGGGACCUACCCUUGCUCCCUCCUUUUCCUCCAGGCAGGGAUGGAGCGACAUGUCAGUCCUGCAUAAUCUGGAGUGGGUGGAGGAUGGGGGUCUUGAUGCCUGUGCCUUUUCUCCAGUAAACUUUCUCCUGACCGCUAGGCUCCCUC